AUGGUGACAGCUAUCGUGUUACUGAGCGUCUUCUUUGUUUCAGGUGCUUUGGCUUUUUGUCGUCAUAUACCAUCCCUGUUCAUUACUGCACCAAAGCAGAUGGAAGCACUGAGUGGAUCUUGUCUGCAAAUCCCAUGUAACUUUAGUGCUGAAGUAAGCCAGGAGUUCGACGGCGCAAGAACAACCUUCGGAGUGUGGAUUAAAAGUGAUUCCAAAUUCGGCACCAGUCCAAACAAUGUGAUUUUCAACAGUAGCAGGAUGAAUAAUAUCUAUCCAAUGAGUCUUACUGGAGACCUGAGUCAGAAUAACUGCACCACUUUAUUUUCCAGUUUAAUCACAAGUUACACAGACUGGUACUACUUCAGAAUUGAGAACGGACCAUUCGGGUCAACAGCUUCUUGUGAUCCUCUUCAAAUAACAGUCAAAGAUUCUCCUCCGAGGCCCAGAAUUGAGAUCUCAGGUGAUCUGAAGGAGAAGCAGUCUGUCACUAUAACCUGCUCAGCUUUCACUCCCUGUCCACACUCCCCUCCUGAACUCACCUGGACUCUCCAACAAGACCCUCACAACAAAAUAGAGGAAAACACAGAUCGAACCUUCACAACUAAAAUCCAGACGACCUUCACUCUGUCAGACGAACAUGAUGGAUUCAACAUCACCUGUUCAGCCAGAUAUCCUGUAAAUGAAGGAAAAGACAUCAAGACAGCAGAGGAGAGAACGACGCUCAGUGUUUCAUAUGCUCCCAAAGACACCUCAGUGUCCAUCAGUCCAUCAGGUUUGGUGCCAGCAGGUAGCCUGGUGAACCUGACCUGCUCCAGCAGAGCCAAUCCUCCUGUCAUCCGCUUCACCUGGAUCAAGACCAGCAAAGACAGACCCGUCGGUGUAUUCGAAGGGAAGUUUCACAGCUUCAAGGUGACCUCUGUGGCAGAUAGAGAAGAUUAUUACUGUUUGGCCACAAAUGAUCUCGGUAGUCAGACGUCAUCAGGGAUGAAUAAUGCAGAUAAUCCAGAGUUUGGGGCUGUCGUCUACGUUACACUGAAGAUCCUGGGAAUCGUAGCGCUCUACAGUACAAUCAUCAUCUUUGAGGGGUGGUUUAGAUCAAGAUGCUGCAACAAACCAGUGAAGGACGCAGUAGAAGCAGACUAUGUCAACAGAGUGAUUGAGAUCCAAGCAUCAUGAAGGAGAAGAAGAUGAUGUCAUGUUCACCAUAGAUGGAAUAUUUCUCUAUUUCUUAUUCAGCUAAUUCUUAAAUAUUAAAUGGCUUUACUUUGCAGACGAUUGGUAAGAUGAACAGAGUGCAAACAGGACAUAAAAUAACAUAAAUAUAAUAUAUAGCAGCUUCAUCAUUAGUUUGUGUAAGAUUGUGCUGAUUUAUGGCAUUAUUAUGGUAAUUAUUUUUCAUUGCCUCAACGGGGUUUCUUUGCAUGUGAAUAUAUAUAUUUUUGACAGAAGGACAGUUAAAUUCAGGUGAUGAGAAAGCAGAAAGUGUUCAUUUUUAUCAGGUAUUUUCUCAUUUGUGUUUGUAUAUACAUGUGUAUAAGCCUGCUGAA
Messenger RNA from Sebastes umbrosus (honeycomb rockfish), 1547 nucleotides. RefSeq names its product vascular cell adhesion protein 1-like. NCBI's taxonomy places the organism in Eukaryota, Metazoa, Chordata, Actinopteri, Perciformes, Sebastidae. The coding region runs from base 1 to 1176 and encodes 391 amino acids. The transcript has 7 exons. The record is from RefSeq and is a predicted model, not a curated record.